GAAUUCUCGAUGGAAUUUCGUAAAUCUCGAACACAUGCGAGACUUGCAUCUUUCACUUCUUGUAGCAGGGAGACAGUUCGGCAGUACGGAACAGUUGAAGCUAUGAUAAAAUAGGCGUAAUUAUGCCAUAUAUUUACAAAAGCUGAAUAAUUACUACAUAUGAAGGAAUGGCAUCAACAGAGCGGAAUGCAGAUGUAGGGAUGGCUGCAAAGAUGCAACCUGUGAAUUUCCCGAUAGAUCUGAGUAAUGUGCCAGAAAAUGUGGCUGAUGUCAUGAAAGAAAUUAAAAAGCUGGCAGAGUCUAUGCUGUUUCACUGGAGUGUUUUCCCAAUAGUUUUACCACCUUCUGUCACAGAUCUCAUGGACAUGGAAAAUAAGGAUGGAGAGUCCCAGAUAUUUAAGGACCUUUUCAAGGCCCCAGUUUUUGAUGAAUUGGAAGAAGUAGGAAUGACCCCAGAUGGAGGACUGAAGAAACUGUCUAAAAAACAGCUGGAUGAUAUAUGGGACAAAGGGGAGUUUGAUGUAGACAGUGUGAACUUCAUUGGACAAGUGCACAAAUGGAGACUGACACAGUUACUACAAAAAGGAUCAGUCCGAGCUCACAAUUCCAUGCUGGAUGAUGCUGCCAUAUCUCUUCGUCUGAUGAUAAUAACAGCCAGGAACCGAUUUAUUUCUCAUUUCUUCAGUCUGUCGAGGUCGGUGAGGGAGCUAGGCAGAGGAAUGUGGCUGAUUCUAGAUAUAUUGAUUGGAAUGCCCUCUACAAGUCCAGGAGAUUUACAGUCAAAGAUCCAAGAUGAACACAUGAAACACCUUGUUGCAGAAUUGGAUAUCAAGCCCAAGUACCGGAGCACUCUGGAUAAGUUUUGUACUUAUGUGAAAAUGAUGUGUGAAAAGCUCCAGUCCAAGAACUACCAGACAGCAGCACUGAGGCCUCCUCCAGUCCCAUACAUUUAUCAGACUCCUGGUGGACAAGAAAUAGAUCUGAGAUUAUUUAAUAAAGAUUUGAUAAAUAACUGUCUUCCCAUUCUCAGCAGUAUUCUAGAGAGAGGGGCAAGGGGCUGGCAUGUACAGUAUAGACUGAAGAUGAUGAGGGAUCUGCAAGGCCAGGGACUGUCAAAUGAGGAAAUUUCACAGAGAGUCAAUGAUGCAAUAAUGAAGGAAUACUUAGACAGGGUAUUCAGUGCAAUAUCAAGUAACACAGAACUAGAAAAUCUGCAGCCAGGAAUAGGUCUUCUACUAGUGUCUCAAGCUAAAUCGGUGAUUGCUAUGAAGAAAGCAGUCAGCAAUGUUAAAGACAAAAUGGCAACACACAAAAAGCAGUUGAUUACCCAUCUUCAGCAAGCAUACCCAGUCAAAUCCAGGAUAGAGGCCUGGGUUAACGAACAGAUUGCUAGAUUCGAAGAUGACUUCAUCACACAAAAUUUGUGGUCUGCCCACGAGGAGGCUAUUACUCUCUGUGAACAGCAGGGACUGAAUCAAACAGCCUACUUCCUUAAAAGAGAUCUUAAUUUUAUCAAAGAGAGGGAGGCAGUAUUGGUAAAGGAACUGAGUAAAGUGAGAAUUCCCAACAAGAGAUACACUUUCUCUACAAGAAUAUGGCUGCCUAAAAACUAUAUUGUGACAAAGAUUGAAGGAACAAGACAGACUGUGAUUCCCACAAAAAUGGUCAAAAUGGAACCCAUCCGAAAGAAAACUCCGGGGAAUUUGUCCUACAAUGUGGAUCGAGAUCACAGGUGGAUGUCCUCCUCACGGUAUCCAUUCUGGCGAUGGUGGAACUAUCUACAGAGAACAUGGGCAUGGUCCUGGAAUUCACUCUUCUUUCUUGGGGUUGUAGUUCCGUGGUGCAGUCCUAUCAGUAUCCGGGCACUGUUCUGGGUCAGGCCUUUUGUUCCUGAUUUACAGCUCAGCCAGGUGGAUGGAACUCUUUACCCCAAAGAAAGCUCAAAGACGCUGACAUACAUCUCUAGACUCCGGUCAUUGUGGCAGCAUGUGUCCGACUCUCGCAGAAAAUUUGAAGAAACUCCUGACAGAGGGUUCCUUGGGAAGAGUUUGACCAGACAUCUCAAUAGGAUCUGGAACUAUUUCUGCAAGGGUGCAAUAGGAACUGUAGGACUGACCUUGACCUUUCCAGUCUUGUGUGUCGUUGGAUCCACUCUCUCUAUUGUUGCAGCAGUUCUUGUCCCUGCUUGGAUGCCAGUUACUACUUUGCUGUUUCACAUAGCAGGAAUACUUAUCUUUGACUUUGAUAGCCCAGCUGACAACAAUAAAUUCUCUAUUCUGUUUGAGGCUGUGAUCUACAGGAUCCUGAUCAUGGGGUGUAUCCAGCCAGUAGCUGCUCUCUUUACAGGCUCUCUAUUCUGUCCUGUAGCUGCUUUAGGGGUAUCUGUGUUUGCCCUAGCCAGGAGGUCAGGUCGUGGGAUCUGGGACACCAUGAUGUAUUUCCUUGUGAUUCGCAGUAGGGGGCGUGUCCCAAUUACUGACAGCUUUGUGGCUAAGAGAAUUGCAGGUCCAGGCCUGGCUGCCCAUUACUUCUUCCAGAUCAAAUCAGAGCAGGCCUUGGCAGCCCUGGAAUCUAAAAUGGAACUGGAUGAGCUGGAUAUCUGGAGAAAGAACAUGGAGAAGAAAAUAGAGAGCCCAACCGAGAAAUACCAGAAGUUUGUGGACCAAUGUUUUGGGCCAUUUUCAGCAGGCCUUGUUGCAACAGGGGUCUACAGUCAUCUACAGCGCGAGACACAGUCACUACAGAAAGAUUUAAUGGUCAAAGUCAGAGAGAGAGAAGGCAAGUUGUACACAGGGUUAAUGUCCAACAACAGUGACAAAAUCAAACUGCCGGAGAGAGAACUUAAGAUAACCAUAUUACAAGGCGCAAAGAUGGUAGAGAAGUUCUACAUGGAGAGGGUUCUGCCUCAGAUAAAUUUGACAGAAGAAUAUUUCUGGGAAAGGAAAAUGUUGGAAUACAGAGACUGGAGAGGUCUUACAAGUAAAUUAUUUGCAGAGGCUUUCUCCAAGGCAUUUUUAAUUCCUCUGGAUGAAUCAGACAACUUCUUCAGAUUGGAGGUAAAACAUCUAAACUUAAGUCGCUACACCGACAUGUUAGCAAGUGGCAACUGUAGAGAUGACCUUGACCUUGUAACAGAAGUUCACUCCCCAAAUGGGGACAUGGUAGCCAGGGCACCAUCUUUAGACCUGAAUUAUUUUGAUCCAAACAAAGUGAUAAUAUACACAACACGGCAUCAACUGUCAAGAUCUAGAUCCAAACCAUGGAAGCCAAGAAGGAGGAGUGUGACCUUUGAUCAGUUGCAAAUCCCACUUCCACUGCCACACCCAGCUGUGAUAGCCCUGUCUAUUUAUAACAGAGAACAUGAGCAGAGCCCAAACAAUUUAGAAGAUUCCUAUUGUCGAAGGAUUGUAAAGGCCACAAAGGAAGUCCCAUAUAUUGACCUCAGUGAAUCCAUGACAGAAGAUGAGGCUGAGUUUGAUCCAAGUACUCCGGAAAAUGGAGCUGAAGAGGAUCCAAGCUUUCUCCACAUAGCUCAGCAGGAGCGGACUUUUUCUGAGGAGGAUAUGGCAAGGAUCCAGAAAAACAAACCGAAAGAGUGUGUGUGAAGUUCAUUUAAGUUUGAAUGAGGACUUCAUUGCAUGUUGGACUGAGUUUAUGAGGAAAUUCCAGUUGGAAGAAUUUUGAACUUUAUUGAAAAGUAUAUGUGUGUUUUGUUGUGAAGUUAAAGAAAUAUUUUGUUUUGUAUGUAUUGCUUUAUUUUUUUUUUGCUUGAUGUUUGUUUUAUAGUGAUACUACAUCCAUUUUAUACACAGCUAUAUGGUGUUCUUUUUAUAGAUAUUUGCUAUUAACAAAGUAUCUUAAUGUUAUACUUUUGUUACCUUAGUACUGAACAGAAGUACAGGUAAUGUUUUAACCAAAAAAAUUAAAGGCAUAAUCCACUGCAUCUUCAAAAUUCUGUUUAGAAGUCAGUAUUUAAAAACAGCUACAUACACAGUCUGUUGAUUUGUGGGGGGUUAAAUGAAUUGGAUCUAGUGGAAAGCAGUAUCUCCACCCACAAAGCUAGUAAAUACAGCUAGUAAAUUUAGCGAUUAUACAUCGAUCAUCACAUUUAUUCAUUUUAAUAGAGAUUGAUCUUUUGAGAUUCAAAUAUUUACUUCAACCUCAGAUUCCUUGAAAAAAUGAAAUAUAAAAAAAAAGAGUGCAAAAUGUUUUCAUUGCAUUAAGGAAAAAGAAAAUGAUGCAUAAUGUUUUGAAUCUAGAAAACUUGGCACUCAUCAGUUAUGAAUUGAUUUGAUUGGAGUGGGUGGGUUUUGUUCUAUAGGUAUGACUCGCGAGUGAGAGUUAGGAGAUGUGGAAUAGUGCCGCAGGUGUAAAACAGUUAUCUCGAGUCUUAUCAAGCAGUUAUGUUAGAAGCUUGGCAAUAUAUGUAAAAAAUUUUUUACUAAAGAAUUGUAUCUUGGUCCAGAACUUCAUAUAAUGAGACCCUUGGUUAGUUAGUAUUAAUCAUAGUUACAAGGAACUUUUGUUUCACCUUUAUCAAUGGAUAUUGUAGAUUUUCUUAUACUACCAGUAUACAAGUGUUUGAUUUUGUGAAAUUGCUGUUAAGUAUCAAUUUACAAAUCCCCCGAGUGCUUUACUUUGAAGUACUUAAAUUUAUAUAAUGAUUUACAUUUAUAGUAAUAGAUAAAUAAAAGGAAGAAUUUCGAUUUCAUGAGAGAAACUUCUUGUGAUUAUGGGGAAUAUUAAAUUAUCACUUAUUAAGGUAUCUACUGUGCCAAUGGUUCUUUUCUUCUUUCUACGUAUUGUGGUGAAGAGAACUGUGGCUAUUCCAAAUGCUUCUCUCGAGUGAAUUCUGUCCCUUUGGGUUUUUUUCUUGUGUUGACAACUCAACAUUAUGAUUAUGGUACUCUCAAUUAAUAAACGAGAAGUUGAUGAAUAGGAUAUAUAAAGUUUGUUUCACUCUUUGCUCAACUGUGAUUAACCUUCCUGUAACACGGUUCACUGUAAGGGAUCUUUGCUAGCAUAAUAUUUACAAUGCUUCUUCCUGUAUAUUAUUUUCCAGUGUGGUUGGAGAUUGUAAACAGCACAUUAUGAUUUACUUUUGAAUGGUAAGAUCAGAAUUUCUUUAUACAUGUAGUUAUAUGUUUGUCUUCUAAGCACAACUUCUGCUCACUACAAAAAAUUUAGCUUUUCAGCUUGAACUUGUACUAAUUUGUCGAGUACAUGCACACAUUAAAUUGUAAUGACAUGCAUAAUAAAGAUAAUUAUCAUAAAA
Molecule: messenger RNA, 5275 nt
Organism: Ostrea edulis (European flat oyster)
Lineage: Eukaryota; Metazoa; Mollusca; Bivalvia; Ostreida; Ostreidae
Exons: 35
Coding region: 168-3605 (1145 amino acids)
Source: RefSeq, a predicted model, not a curated record